Chondrus crispus (carragheen) is the source of this 667-nucleotide messenger RNA. RefSeq lists its product as hypothetical. The transcript has 5 exons. The record is from RefSeq and is a predicted model, not a curated record. NCBI's taxonomy places the organism in Eukaryota, Rhodophyta, Florideophyceae, Gigartinales, Gigartinaceae. Bases 17 to 667 code for a protein of 216 amino acids.
UGUUAGCUUUCGGUAUAUGGAUGAGUUUGUUGGUCUCAGAUGUGCGGAGGACCUCAUUCGACUAAGAGUUUUCCCCAACGGCAAGGAGCUCGCGGAAUCCAUGAGUGCUUAUUCAACAGUACGUCAUUACUUACACGCGCACAGCGAUUCUCACUCCGAGAAGGAUGGAAUCUUAUCCUUCCGAGACAAAAAUGUGGUACUUCUUGCAGUCGGAGACGGCUGCACGCCACGCACCGCAACACUUUUCGCCUUUCGUUCUGCUUGGCGCUGCAUCAGUAUCGACCCUGCAAUGAGAGUCGGAGGAAGAUGGGAGACUGUCUCAAAUUUACAAACGAUGAAAUCGCGCGUUCAAGACGUUACUAUUCCAGUCUCCUCGCAUCCGGACAAUGUCGAAAUGGUCGUAGUUGUGAUGUGGCAUUGCCACUGCUCCAUCUCAGAUGCCUUAGGAUGUCUUGAGUUUGACGGUGUUAAAUGGGAUGUGAACGAUGUACAGCAAUCCGCAAAACUCCGAAAGAGAGUGGCACUGGUUACAUGCGCGUGUUGUAACUUUGAUUCGGUCCAACGGACAAUGCCAGAUGGAUCUCGUCCUGAUGCUCAAUUUGAAGACCUAGCAAUACCUGGCCUGAUGCGAACUGUGCGAAAACCACUCAAUCGGCGGGCUUCAUGA